Messenger RNA from Monodelphis domestica (gray short-tailed opossum), 444 nucleotides. It is a transcript of the gene HAMP, whose product is annotated as hepcidin antimicrobial peptide. The record is from RefSeq and is a predicted model, not a curated record. Lineage: Eukaryota; Metazoa; Chordata; Mammalia; Didelphimorphia; Didelphidae. Gene Ontology annotation, cellular component: extracellular region. Gene Ontology annotation, biological process: defense response to bacterium; intracellular iron ion homeostasis; negative regulation of iron ion transmembrane transport.
ACCUCAUAAAAGCGCCGGGCUCAGGACGCCAGACAGAGCCCGGGCUGAGCACACACGGAGACGCACAGAAAUGGCACCGACCACCCGAGUCCAGGCUGCUUGCCUCUGCUUCCUCCUGCUCUCUAGUUGGGUUUGCUGUUCUGUUCUCCCAAGCAAGACACAAGACCUCGUGGAGACUCCCUUCCAGGAAGCGGCUCCAGCGGCUCACAAUGGCUUGACGCCCCUGCUUCAGAGGACAAAGAGGUUCAACUCUCACUUUCCCAUCUGCUCCUUCUGCUGUAAUUGCUGUCACAACACAAACUGUGGCAUCUGCUGCCGGGUAUGACCUGAGCCCAUCAUCUCCUCUCAGGCUCCCCUGCCCCCUUCGCUGUCUAAUUUAUUCCCUCCCCUCGCCCCUUCCUGUGGUGAUUGUCUCUAAAUAAAACGGAACGCUUUCUCUGGAAA